Molecule: messenger RNA, 5577 nt
Organism: Ochotona curzoniae (black-lipped pika)
Lineage: Eukaryota; Metazoa; Chordata; Mammalia; Lagomorpha; Ochotonidae
Gene: ATP8B4
Product: ATPase phospholipid transporting 8B4 (putative)
Exons: 28
Coding region: 228-3788 (1186 amino acids)
Biological process (GO): Golgi organization; phospholipid translocation
Cellular component (GO): plasma membrane
Molecular function (GO): ATPase-coupled intramembrane lipid carrier activity; ATP binding; ATP hydrolysis activity
Source: RefSeq, a predicted model, not a curated record
GUGUGUGUUUGUUCCUCAGGGGUCUCAGUGUUAACACUCAAGUGAAGGAUGUGGGGGAAGAAGUGGUGCCAUUGAUCUGCUUAUUAGAUGUGCCUGAGUGUGUUCAGCCUUCAUCCAAAAAAUCUGGACAUCCUUUGUGAUGAUUGGAACAAUCCCUACUGCUAAUUGCUUCAGCUUUGGGAAAGCAGGUCAGUUGUUGAGAUCUGGUGAAGAUCAGCUGUUCAAUAAUGUUCUGCAGUAAAAAGAAAUUGCUUGAAGUGGAACGAGUAGUGAAAGCCAAUGACCGUGAAUAUAAUGAAAAGUUCCAGUACGCUGAUAAUCGCAUCCACACAUCCAAGUACAGCCUUCUCACCUUCUUGCCAAUUAAUUUAUUUGAACAGUUCCAAAGAGUGGCAAAUGCAUACUUCCUUUUCCUUCUGAUUUUACAGUUGAUUCCAGAAAUCUCCUCCUUGACCUGGUUUACCACUUUUGUGCCUUUGGUCCUGGUGAUCAUGAUGACAGCUGUCAAAGAUGCUACAGACGACUAUUUUCGCCAUAAGAGUGAUGAUCAAGUGAAUAAUAGGCAGUCUGAAGUGCUCAUCGAUAGCAAGAUGCAGAAUGAAAAGUGGAUGAAUGUCAAAGUGGGAGACAUCAUUAAAUUAGAAAAUAACCAAUUUGUUGCUGCUGAUUUGCUUCUUCUAUCAAGUAGUGAGCCACAUGGUCUCUGUUAUAUUGAAACUGCUGAGCUUGAUGGGGAAACAAACCUUAAAGUUCGUCAUGCACUCUCGGUCACCUCAGAACUUGGAGCAGAUAUUAACAGACUUGCAAGAUUUGAUGGGAUUGUUGUCUGCGAGGCACCUAACAACAAAUUAGAUCAAUUCUCAGGCGUCCUGUCUUGGAAGGAAAGCAGAUACCCCCUCAACAAUGAGAAGAUCAUCCUGAGAGGCUGUGUCCUCAGAAACACCAGCUGGUGCUUUGGAUUGGUGGUUUUUGCAGGUCCAGACACUAAACUGAUGCAGAACAGUGGAAAGGCAAAGUUUAAAAGAACAAGCAUCGAUAGGUUCAUGAAUACGCUAGUACUGUGGAUUUUUGGUUUUCUGGUAUGCUUGGGAAUUAUUCUUGCGAUAGGAAAUUCAAUCUGGGAGAAUCAAGUUGGGGACCAAUUCCGAGUGUUCCUUUUUAGGAAUGAAGGAGAGAAGAACUCAGUGUUCUCAGGAUUUUUAACAUUCUGGUCAUAUAUCAUCAUUCUCAACACAGUUGUACCCAUUUCGCUGUAUGUGAGUGUGGAAGUAAUUCGCCUUGGGCAUAGUUAUUUUAUAAACUGGGAUCGGAAGAUGUAUUACUCCAGGAAGGCAACACCUGCUGAAGCUCGAACAACCACGCUCAAUGAGGAACUGGGACAGAUUGAAUACGUUUUCUCUGACAAAACAGGCACCCUCACUCAAAACGUCAUGACUUUUAAAAAGUGUUCCAUUAAUGGGAGAAUCUAUGGUGAAGUACAUGAUGAUUUCAGUCAGAAGACAGAAAGAACAAAGGAAAAAGAGCAUGUGAAUUUCUCUGUUAAACCCCAAGCUGAUAAAACAUUUCAGUUUUGUGACCACAGUCUGAUGGAAUCCAUUAAACUGGGGGAUCCCCAAGUGCAUGAAUUCUUCAGGCUGCUUGCUGUUUGUCACACUGUAAUGUCAGAAGAGAAUAGUGCAGGACAACUGAUUUAUCAAGUUCAGUCUCCCGAUGAAGGUGCUCUUGUGACUGCUGCUAGACAUUUUGGGUUCGUUUUUAAAUCUCGGACACCAGAGACCAUAACCAUAGAAGAACGAGGGACACUAGUUACGUAUCAAUUGCUUGCUUUUUUGGAUUUCAACAAUAUCAGAAAACGGAUGUCAGUCAUAGUUCGAAACCCAGAAGGACAGAUAAAGCUUUAUUCCAAAGGAGCAGAUAUUAUCCUGUUUGAGAAACUCCUUCCUUUCAAUGAAGACCUUCGGUCUUUGACGUCAGAUCACAUCAGUGAAUUUGCAGGGGAAGGCCUUCGAACUUUGGCUAUUGCCUAUAGAGAUCUAGAUGACCAAUACUUUAAAGAAUGGCAGAAGAUGCUAGAAGACGCAAAUGCUUCGGCAAAUGAGAGGGAUGAAUGGAUUGCUGGGCUGUAUGAAGAAAUCGAAAGAGAUCUGAUGCUAUUAGGUGCCACUGCUGUAGAAGACAAGUUACAAGACGGUAUUAUUGAAACUGUUGCAAGUUUGUCACUAGCCAAUAUUAAGAUAUGGAUCUUAACAGGAGAUAAACAAGAAACGGCAAUUAACGUCGGUUAUGCCUGCAAUAUGCUGACUGAUGACAUGAAUGAUGUGUUUGUGAUAUCAGGAAACACUGAAACAGAAGUACGAGAAGAACUCAGAAAAGCAAAGGAAAAUUUAUUUGGACAAAACGGAAGUGUUUCCAAUAGCUUGGUAGACUGUGAAAGAAAACAGCAGCAGGAGCUGAAUUCCGUUGUAGAUGAGACUGUAACAGGAGAAUAUGCCUUAAUCAUCAAUGGCCACAGUCUGGCCCAUGCCCUAGAAAGUGAUGUCAAGAAUGAUCUGCUAGAGCUCGCCUGCAUGUGUAAGACUGUGGUUUGCUGCCGAGUCACCCCACUGCAGAAAGCCCAAGUAGUAGAGCUGGUGAAGACACACAGAAAUGCUGUCACUCUGGCCAUCGGCGAUGGAGCCAAUGAUGUCAGCAUGAUUAAAAGUGCUCACAUUGGUGUUGGCAUCAGUGGACAAGAAGGCUUACAGGCGGUCUUAGCCAGCGACUAUUCCUUUGCACAGUUCAGAUACCUCCAAAGGCUCCUGCUUGUUCAUGGAAGAUGGUCCUAUUUACGAAUGUGCAAAUUCUUGUAUUAUUUCUUCUAUAAGAAUUUUGCAUUCACACUCGUGCAUUUCUGGUUUGGUUUCUUCUGUGGUUUCUCAGCCCAGACUGUCUAUGACCAGUGGUUCAUCACCCUUUUUAACAUUGUCUACACAUCUCUUCCUGUUUUAGCCAUGGGAAUAUUUGACCAGGAUGUGAGUGAUCAGAACAGCAUGGACUGCCCCCAGCUCUAUGAACCUGGACAACUAAAUCUCCUUUUUAAUAAGCGUCAAUUUUUCAUCUGUGUGGCACAUGGAAUCUACACAUCAUUAGUCCUAUUCUUCAUCCCCUAUGGGGCCUUCUACAACAUGGUUGGAGAAGAAGGCCAGCACAUUGCUGACUACCAAUCAUUUGCAGUUACCCUGGCGACAUCUUUGGUCAUCGUGGUCAGUGUGCAGAUAGCCUUGGACACCAGUUACUGGACUGUCAUUAAUCAUGUCUUCAUCUGGGGCAGCAUUGCAACUUAUUUCGCCAUUUUAUUUACAACACACAGUUAUGGCAUGUUUGGCAUCUUCCCAAAUCAAUUUCCAUUUGUUGGAAAUGCAAGGCAUUCCUUGACCCAGAAGUGCAUCUGGCUUGUUAUUAUCUUAACAACAGUGGCUUCAGUUCUGCCAGUGGUGAUUUUCCGAUUCUUGAAGGUGAAUUUAUAUCCAACCCUGAGUGACCAGCUUCGCCAGUGGCAGAGGACUGAGAAGAAGGCACGGCCCAGGAGCAGCAGAAGAUUACACACCCGAAGGUCAAGCUCAAGAAGAUCUGGAUAUGCUUUUGCUCACCAAGAAGGCUAUGGUGAGCUUAUCACAUCUGGAAGAAAUAUGCGAGUGAAAGGUACACCCCCACCAUCAGGACUGGAAAAGACACUUUAUAAUAACAACAACAGGAUUGAAAAUUUAUGUAAGAAAACCACAGACACCCUAAGUAGGUUUAAACAGUGAAGCUGUGAGUCAGGGUGAAUUGGAAUCACAUAAUUAUCUUUUCACUUCAGCUGGAGCUGAAGUUCAGCUAAUCCAGAGUUAGGGAUCAGGGGCUAGGGACAGGGCAGAUUGCCUCAUUUAAAUCUGUGGCAGACAGUGACCGUUGCCUGCCAAAUAGCAGUGUGAUCUCCAGGAAACCAGGCCAGACGGUCACUGCCUCAUUGUGAUGCGGUGGCCAAAGUCUUCACAGUAAAAUCAGAUAAAACAAGAAUCAACCUAUGGACCAACUGAUCUGACCUUGAGAACCUUAUGAAGAAAAAGCUACAAAUCUGCAUACACAGUGAAUAAAUCUUCAAAUGGAUAAAGAUGUGUAUUCCAAAGGUACACUCACAUAACUGAACUUAAAAGCAGGCCUGUCAACAGAUGAGCCUGUCUACAUUACGGGAGCCGUUCCCCCAAGACUUUCAAGAUGUCAAGUCUUUACUGUGGUGCUUGUGGACUAAGUGACAUGUGAUGCUGUAGUCCAGAUGGCUACUAGUUUGGUCAGUCAGGACAAAAAUCACUUUCAUGCCAGAUUAGAAAAGUGUAUUGCUAUUCCUCGUGCUCAUUUAUUUAUUUUUACUAGUCUACAGAUAAAGUAGACUAUCUUUACAGGAAGGUCAGUUGCUAAUUUGAUCAAGUUUAUUUCAGAAAUUCUCACCCAAUGUCCUGUAGGGAUAUGUCCAUAAAACAUCAGGGAGAGGCUUUCUGGUGAGUAUUCUUAAUGCUUUCUGUAACUUUUGUAACAUCCUCAGUGGGAAUUUGCUAAAUAUUGCCUAGAACCAUUAAUGGAGCCUUCCAAGCGGUGGAAUGUCACACAUGAAUGAUAGUGUUUCAUACAGUCAGUAGGAAGAGUACUUUAUUAAUUUGUUUGAUUUCAGUUCUAAAAUUAAAAAUGUUUAAACAGUCUGUUUGAUAACUAUUUAAAUAUUCAAGAUUGGGGCUUUUAGUGUUAGCUACUUUUGGAACCCCAGCUCUUGAUGUUAAAUAUUUAGACUUCUGUAGAGGAGGUUGGUAUUUUGGAGAUGUGUGAAUCCAAAAGUUCAGUCUACAUCUAAGUCACAAGGAUGUUUCCUGUAAACAAAAAGUGAGGUAGAGUUGUGUUUAGACCCCAGCUCUGUCAUGUGUGUCUCAUAGCCUUGGGCAGGUAGAGGCUUUUUCUGAGGCUUAGUUUCUCUCUCUCUGUAAAGGAUGUAUUGUCCACAUAUUGACCACAUAGUUUCAUAUGAAUAGAUGAGCUAGAUUCCAGUCCACUCAUCAUCAGAAUGAUAGUGAUGUGAAAAGAAUUUAAUGGGAAAGGCUUUGAUUAAACAAGAUUUCUAAAAAAGAUAUAAGACUGGUAGUGAAUAUAAGGAAAUAGAAAUUUACCUUCAAGGUAAUACUUUUUAAGAAGAUGAAAGUCAUCAAGUUUGAUCAGUUUUUUAUAAAUCAACUCUGUAGUGUUCUUCAUCUGAUCCCUAUUGAUUUGGUAGUAGAAUAAAAUACAUUUCCCAGGAGUCAGUGAACCUUUGAUUAGGCUUGAUAAAGUGAUGGCCUGAGUCACAGGUGUUUUGUCUCCAUUUCCAAGUCUGGGAUAGCUUUCCUAGAAUGGGAUUAAAUGAAAUGACAUGUAUAGGAAAUGCUUAUAGGUUUCUCCAUUUUCCAUACAUGCCUGCUUAGAUUUACCCGGUUAAUUGUUAAUGUCUGAUUUUUCUAUCAUUUCACUGUGUUUGCUCACUUUUUGUGGCAUUUUGUAAUAAUUUAAAAACUGAGUAAAUGCUUUGGCACUAUU